AUGGCACUUACGAGAAGUCCACGGUAUUUUCUAUACCGUGAGUUUGUCGAUGCUUUUAUGAAAGGUCAUCCUGAAAUGACACGAUGUACAUCUCAUCAUAGUGCGCAAGCUGAAUGGAAUCAAAUAAAAAAGGACGAAAAUUUUGUUAAACAAAAAAUAACUGAAUAUCUCGAUAUAUGGAAUAAAGCUGGUCAGCCAGAGUAUGAAUCUUCACCGAAAAAAUCUUCAAAUAAAAGUAAUAAAACAACACCAAAAAGAAGUUUUCGCAAGCGAAAUUUUUCUUCCGAUGAUGAUGAACAAAAUCGAGAUCCAAAUUUUGAUUCAAAUAUAGUCGAAGCAGUAACACCGACAUUUUCUAAACGUAAAACGUCGAUAGAAACUGAUGAAAUCGUUGAAAAAGAAAAAUCUUGGAUUCUUCUAUCAGCUGAAAAAGCAGCGAAGAAAAAAGCUCGAGCAACAGCUCAAACUGAAGCUGAUAAAAUUAAAGCGCCAGUACAAGAAACUGUUCUAAAAGAUCUUCAACAAAUAUCUGAACGUAUAGAAAAUUUAAUACAAGUUAAAAGUAUGGGUUUACUAACAGCUGAAAAUCAGAAAACAUUAAAAAAAUUAAUUGAACAAAAAAAAAGACGAACAACUGAUCUAAAACGUCUUCAAUCCAAACAACGCGCAUCAAUACGUUACCGUGAAAGAAAAAAACGACGUGUCGAACAAUUAUGUGCAUCAAAUCCUGAAGUAGCUGCUGAACUUUCGAAAGUUAUUCGGCCAACAACAACGCGCUUACAAAUUGAAACUGAUUGUCCUGAUCUCGUACAGAUAAUUGGUGAAAUUGCACGUAUUGGUGGUGCAGCGGAUAGUAACAAAGAGCAAACAGGUUUAACAUUAGAUGGUCUUCAAGAUGCAAUUAAAGAGCGUGGUUAUGAAAUUCGUAAAUCAUCACUUUACUAUCGUCUUAUGCCUCAACGUGCUUUAUCACAUGAUGGUAAGAAACAUAUUGUUACUGUACCUGUCCGUCUUCGUAAAAUGCAAGACAUUGAAUUGCCACCUAAACAUGAAGAUUGUCACUUCACGGCCGCUGCUUUGAAACAUAUCAAAGAUCUAGCUGGUAUAUUUGGCAACGAUUGUGUUUUCUAUUUAACACAAGAUACAAAAGCGAAAGUUAGCAUUGGUCGACCAUCCGGCAAAGGACAAUCACCUUUGAUAAUGCAUCUUGACUAUAAUAUAAGUUCAACUGAUCAACAAUCGAAUUCAACAGUUUCAAAUCAUCAAUUGACACCAUGCGUUUAUGCUGCAUCGAUUAUCGAUGAAACAGGUCUAAUUACAAAUACGGGUCCAACAUAUAUAUCAAUUCGAUCAGCGAAACAUGAUCAUUUAACACAUGAAAGUCAUUCGAUUGAUUUCGAACGUUUAAUUCAAUUGAAAGAAUUCGAAAAAGUUGCACGUGACCAUCUUGGCCGUGUUAAACCUAUUGUUAUCAUCAAUGUUGAUGCCAGUGGAUUAGAAAAUAAUACACGUUAUCUGAAGACACUUGCGUCAGCUAUUGAUAAAUUUAAAAAAUACAAUUUAGAUGCACUGGUUCUUGUUGCUCAAGCACCCGGACAAGCUAUAUUCAAUGUUGUUGAACGACGUUUAUCACCAAUGUCACAAGAUUUAGCUGGUUUAAUUCUGCCGCACGAUCACUUUGGCACGCAUUUAAAUGAUGUUGGUUUAACUCAACAUGCAGAAUUAGAAAAAGAAAAUUUAAAAUUAACCGGAAACGUUUUAGCUGAAAUAUGGAGUAUGAAUGUACUUGAUGAAUGUUCAGUUGUGUCUGAAUAUAUUAAUCCAUCACCGAUGAUUGAUGACCAAUUGAAAAUGACUGACAGUUCAUUAGCUUUGAAUAGUAUCAUUGAUCAAGUUUGCACUGACGAAGAUGAAGAAGUACCGCUUCAUCAACGUUUUAAUCAAACACAUUUGAAUCCAACGACGCAAAUCAAAGCCGAAUGCGAUAUUGAUGAAUAUUGGUGUGCAGCUCAUGUUCUUCAAACUCAAUAUACAAUACAAAUAAUUCGUUGUAAUAAUUCAUCAUGUUGUACACCAUGGCGUUCCAAUUAUAUUCAAGUUUUUCCUCAUCGUUUUCUUCCACCACCUGUACCAUUUCAUCGUUCGUCGCGUGGUGUUAAAAUGGCUGAUAUUGAAGCAUCAUCAGCAACAUUACAACCAAUAUCACCAUUCUAUGGAAAUCUUUUUCAACGUAUACAAUUUCAUGGCAUUGUUAUCAAUCGUACACAAAAUGAUCUUCUGCCAUUCGAUGCAUGUUGUCCAUCGUUACAAUCAAAAUUAUCAUCACGCUUAUGUUCUCUAUGUCAACAAUAUAUUCCAACAGCAAUACGUUUACGUAAUCAUUAUAAAAUGCAUGAACAAUGCACAGUCAAUUAUAGUGAUUAUAGAAGUAAUAAAGAAGAGAAUAUUAUUGAUGAUGAUGAUUUAUAUGAUCCAUAUGAUAUGCGAAUCAUAUCAAGACAAAGUGAUGUUUGUUUAUUUACUAAUAUGGUUGAAUGGUUAAGAUCAGAUUUUGAAGAUGACCCUGUUGUUGAUACAAAACUUAAAUCAAUAGCAGCAACAGCGUCGGCUAUGAUUCGAAAAGAUAAACAAAUGGCAGUGGCAGCGACGACAACAAGUGAACGAAAUGAAUCAAUGGCAAUUAUGUCCGAUGGUAAACAAUCGAAACCUAAUGAAAGCAUUCGAGAGGAAGAAAUGACAACAAUUGAAGAAAUAAAUUUAAAUGAUAGUCAAACAAACAAUGGGAGCGUAAUAGACGGUAUGGAAAAUUUACGUAUGCUUGAUGACGGUGCGGGCUCAAUUGGAAAUACACCAAGUCAACAAAGUUGGGAUGAUCUUGAAGAUCUUAUUGACAAUAUGUAA
Rotaria socialis is the source of this 2901-nucleotide messenger RNA. NCBI's taxonomy places the organism in Eukaryota, Metazoa, Rotifera, Eurotatoria, Philodinida, Philodinidae. The record is from the annotation of a GenBank genome assembly.